Molecule: messenger RNA, 1078 nt
Organism: Dermacentor silvarum
Lineage: Eukaryota; Metazoa; Arthropoda; Arachnida; Ixodida; Ixodidae
Product: cysteine dioxygenase type 1
Exons: 6
Coding region: 63-704 (213 amino acids)
Biological process (GO): L-cysteine catabolic process
Molecular function (GO): cysteine dioxygenase activity; ferrous iron binding
Source: RefSeq, a predicted model, not a curated record
UGCGCCAUCUAGAAGCGCUCAAAAUCGCCCGGCGACGAACACAAGUGGCGCGUAGUGUUCCGAUGGAGCCGAGGAGCGUCGCAAAUUCGGCAAAGCCGCCGUGUGCGGCUACGCUAAAGGACCUCAUCAGCCACCUGCACCGCGUCUUCGAGGAUGACCACAUCAACGUCGAGUACGUGCACGAGCUCAUGUCAUCGUACCAGAGCAACCCCAAGGAAUGGCAGCAGUACGCCAAGUUCGACAGGCACAGGUACACGCGAAACCUGGUCGACGAAGGCAACGGCAAGUUCAACCUGAUGAUCCUUUGCUGGUCCGAGGGACAAGGUAGCAGCAUCCACGACCACGCCGACUCGCACUGCUUCAUGAAGGUUCUGGCCGGUACGCUGAAGGAGGUUCGCUUCGACUGGCCGCAGACCAAGGACGGCGUGGAGGCGCCCAUGACCAAGAAGGGCGACACGGAGCUGCAGCUGAACAGCGUCGCCUACAUCAACGAUUCGCUGGGCCUGCACAGGGUUGAGAACCCGAGCCACUGUGAACCGGCCGUGAGCCUGCACCUGUACUGCCCUCCCUUCGACGAGUGCUCCAUGUUCGACCAGCGCACGGGACACCGUUCCAAGAGCAAGGUCACCUUCUGGAGCAAAUACGGACAGCGAACACCAUUCGUGAUCACUCCAUCGCAACCGGAGCAGUACGAAAACAACUGAAAACUCCUCAAGGCUGGUCCAAGGCAUUUUGAGAGAGCAAACGCAUCUCGUGCAUUUCCAAGUUGCUGCUGACUGAAGGGCCAUUGCUCUGCAGCAUGUCUUUUUUUUUUUUCAAUAAAAGCAAGGAGGGAUGUAGAUUUAUGUGCAUGUGGGAGGUGCAGAGGUCGUCGUUUUUUUUUCUUCUUUUUUUGUGUAUGUCCAGCAGAUGGAAUUGUGGCAACCUUUAAAGUGCCUCUGCAGCAUGUUUGGUGGUGUAAAAUGCUAUUAGAAGAUAAUGACUUCAUGAAGGAGUACAUGUUAGUCGUGCUAUGUUUAUAUACUUCACUAUUUGUUGUUUACAAAAAUAAAUUACACAAUAGAUUUCUAUUCACAGA